AUGGUUGAGCGUCGAGAUGUUUCGUUUGGACCGUCGGAGGAGGCCCCACUUGCUAUCCAUGGUCAACUGGAGGUGUUGAAUGGCCUCAGUGGCAACCCCACGGGUGUUAUCCUCGACGGCCCGACCACGCCGACCGAGCUGGGCCGAAUGAUUCAGGCAGCUCUGGGGCAUCAUCCGAGCACACAGUCCCUCUUCAUCAACGACAGCACUGAGCCUUAUGAGGCAGCGGAAGGACAUCCCGAGCAUCCGAUCCUGUCCCUUCGCCUUGUACGUCGAAGGGCAGAUCUGGAGGCCAAGCUGAAGUUCAUGGAGCAGCUGAAGCUGGAUUUGUCAAGCAGUGGCGAGCUUGGUGAGGCCGUGGAUCAGCUGCAUCACGUGGAGAGGCUUACCACCGGGCUAGGUCACGGCACAGCGCGGGAUGGCCCCUGGCCGAUGCCUCGACCCGCACGUGAGCGAAUCCGGACUUCUCGCCCCCAGCUGCUAUCCUGGCUCGAAGAAGAUGACGUCUUUGUGCAGGACGUCCUCGUCAUGGUGGCCGCCUCUGACGCGUCGGCAGAACUGCAUGCCUGGGCCACACGAGCGCUGCUUUCGGGCGCCCAGAACCAAUUAGCUCCGAGGCCAGGCCUGUUAGCCCGACUUGCACGAGAUACGGAGCUGAAAACCCUCCCGUGGCUUCAAGAUUUCCUCUGGUUUGGAAGGAACGUCGACUUUCUCCUCCACUCAGCAGCCAAAUCUGCUGAAUCGUCUUGCAACGUCAGCUUAAAGCAAGCCCACGAAGAUGAGUUUGCGGAGCGGGAGUUGUUGAAGAUCUGUCUGGCACAUUGCGGCUGUGUGAUCCAAUUCACACGAUGGUCAGCAGAUGCCGAGAUGGUCCACCUCUCCCUUCAGAACGAUGUCAGGGCUUUUCGCUUUGCUUCAGAACGCAUCCGAGACGAUUUUGCGACCGCCCUGGCCGUAGUAGCUCGCAAUGGCAUGCUACUGGAGUUUGCCUCUACGAGAUUGCGAGCCGACCGAGCGCUGAUCAAGGCUGCUGUUUGCCAGAACGUCUUCGCCUUCCAAUUCGCCAGGCUCGAGACAGCCGAUCUGCGGACCUUUGCUGCCACAGAGGUCUUGAAGAAGCUGGGGGUGACAGGAGACAACGUAGCCCACGACGUUCGACAGCACGCCGCAGAGGCGUACAAGAUGUGCAGGACCUGCCCAUCUUUGCUUCAGGCGCUGCAAACACUUCUUCGAGAAGCGGACACCUCGGACGCCGGUUGGUUGAGAGAGUUCUGCCUCGAAGGCGUGAAGCAAGAGCCUUCCUUUUACAAGGCCCUCUCUGCGUCGGAGCAGCUAGACAUGGAGAUUGCCACGGCAGCCGUGCGGUUGGACCCAUGCCUCUUUCCGCACGACCUGCCCAAAGAAAUCAGGUCUUGUUUCAACAUCCAAGUCGCUGCAGUCGCGCAGAAUGUCAGUCUGAAGUAUUUUGUUUUGCCCUCUGACCGCGUCAUUGUCGAGAAGGCAGCCGCAGCUUGGGGGAAGGCUGGGUGA
Symbiodinium sp. CCMP2592 is the source of this 1530-nucleotide messenger RNA. The record is from the annotation of a GenBank genome assembly. NCBI's taxonomy places the organism in Eukaryota, Dinophyceae, Suessiales, Symbiodiniaceae.